Messenger RNA from Syngnathus acus (greater pipefish), 2602 nucleotides. RefSeq names its product multiple endocrine neoplasia I (gene men1). Gene Ontology annotation, biological process: negative regulation of cell population proliferation; regulation of transcription by RNA polymerase II; negative regulation of cell cycle. The transcript is spliced from 9 exons. Gene Ontology annotation, cellular component: nucleus; histone methyltransferase complex; chromatin. Gene Ontology annotation, molecular function: transcription cis-regulatory region binding; chromatin binding; Y-form DNA binding. Lineage: Eukaryota; Metazoa; Chordata; Actinopteri; Syngnathiformes; Syngnathidae. The record is from RefSeq and is a predicted model, not a curated record. The coding region runs from base 1 to 1824 and encodes 607 amino acids.
AUGGGUUUGCACUCAUCCCAGAAGAAGCAUUUCCCCCUGCGGGGGAUUGACGGCGUCGUUCAGCUUUUCGACGCUGAGCUCCGCAAGUCCGAGCCGGACCUGGCCCUCCUCUCUCUGGUCCUGGGCUUCGUCGAGCACUUCCUGGCCGUGAACCGCGUGGUGCCCGUCAACGUUCCCGGCGUGCGUUUCGAGCCGCUGGAGCCCGAGUGCCUCAACUCGUGUUUCCCUACCGUGGAGCUCGGCAUGAUCUCGGCGCUGUACGAGCGCUUCACGGCGCAGAUCCGCGGGGCCGUGGACCUGUCCCAGUACAGGAGGACUGCGGGCGGGUCCAGUCGAGAGCUGGUGAAGAAGGUGUCCGACGUGAUUUGGAACAGCCUCAGUCGCUCGUACUUCAAAGACCGCGCCCACAUCCAGUCUCUCUUCAGCCUCAUCACCGGGACCAAACUGGACAGCUCGGGGGUGGCCUUUGCGGUGGUGGCGGCCUGCCAGGUCCUGGCCCUGAAGGACGUACACCUGGCCUUGUCCGAGGACCACGCCUGGGUCAUCUUCGGCAAGAGCGGCGAAGAGACGGCCGAGGUCACGUGGCACGGCAAGGGCAACGAAGAUCGGCGAGGGCAGACGGUCGCGGCGGGUGUCAACGAGAAGAGUUGGCUCUACUUGAAGGGCUCCUACAUGAAGUGUGACCGCAACAUGGAGGUGGCUUUCAUGGUGUGCGCCAUCAACCCUUCACUGGACCUGCACACCGACAGCUCAGAGCUGCUGCAGCUUCAGCAGAAACUACUGUGGCUCCUCUAUGAACGAGGGGACCUGGACAGGUAUCCUAUGGCAAUGGGGACUCUGGCGGACUUGGAAGACCAGGAUCCGAUGCCGGGCAAGGAGAGCCCACUGGAAAUCCACCUCAAGGCCGUGGGUUCGGCCCAGAAGUAUUACAACAACGAGCACAUCUACCCCUACAUGUACUUGGCCGGCUUCCACUACAGGCACAGGAACGUGCGGGACGCGCUGAGGGCCUGGGCCGACGCCGCCCAGGUCAUGCAGGACUUCAACUACUUCCGCGAGGAUGAGGAGAUCUACAAGGAGUUCUUUGACAUCGCCAACGACGUCAUUCCCACUCUGCUCAAGGAGACGGCCGCCGAGAGUCCCUCGGACGGCGCCGACGCGGGAGAAGCGGAGCAACCGAAGCAGCAGCAGGCCGCGGCUUUCUCGGCACUGCAGGACCCGGAAUGCUUCGCCCACCUGCUAUGCUUCUACGACGGCAUCUGCAAGUGGGAGGAGGGCAGCCCCACGCCGGUGCUGCACGUGGGCUGGGCUACCUACCUGGUCCAGUCCCUCAGCCGCUUCGACGCGCAGGUGCGCCAAAAAGUGUCCAUCAUCAUCAAGGAGCCCGAGUGCCAGGACGAGGACGAUGCGUCCAGCGAGGACCCGUGGGAGGGGCGCAGGCGAGUCCCCCGCAGGGAGUCCAAGCUGGAGGAGCAGAACUCCCCCCUCCCCGCCGCCCCCACCUCCCCGGCCUCCCAGGGGGCGGCCUCCGCGCCCAAGAAAGCGGCAGAGGGCGGCGCCCGCCGCCGCUCGGAGGGGAAGCCGAGGUCGCCCGAUGCGGCGGCGCUCUCCCCUCAACCGCACCACCCGCCCGCCCCCGUGGUGGCCUUCCAGAGCGAGAAGAUGAAGGGCAUGAAGGAGCUGCUGCGUGCCGCCAAGGUCAACUCCAGCGCCAUCAAGCUGCAGCUCACCGCCCAGUCUCAGGUCCAGAUGAAAAGGCAGAAGAGCACGCCGCCGGGCGAUUACUCCUUGUCCUUCAUGAAAAGGCAGCGCAAGUCGCUGUAGGACGCAGACAAACUCGCGCGCGUUCCUUUCAAACGUCCUCCUGCUGCCGUAAACCAGAAGCCUCUCUCUGUGAUUCUUUCACAGCCACUCUGGGGUUCUCAAACAUUACGUAUGUGUGCAAAUAGUUGAAGCCACCAAAUUAUUGCGCUGGCAUAGAAUUUGUAGUCGUUUGACAACAUUGCUUUUGGCUCAUUUGCUUUCGGGAAGGCAACAAAAAAAAAAAACUUGCAGUCAAGACUCUCUGGAGCUUUUUGCUAACAACCCAGGCCAAAUUCAGCACCUCCCCGACAUACAACGAUUGUCUCACUGUCACUUCAGCAUACACGUUGACACCCGUGUACAGGUACUACUUUCCUAUUGGACAAGGCUUCGGCACCUUCUUGUGGCAUCACAAAGAGCACAAAAAAAGCUCGGGCAAUAAGUUGCGAUAGGUUCAUCGGUGAGCGGUUACAUAUCAGACUUCAUGUCACCAAACCAAUUCACGACAUGUUGGAAAGACUGAACGCUGGGAAAGUUCAUUUAGUAUAGUUACUGUGUAACAUUGUCCACUUCCACGUUAAGAAUAGCUUCUUUCUUGCUAGCUUGAUGUUGCCUUAUUUGCUUUUUUUGUUUUGUUUUAGUUUUGACUCAGGUCGCUACGGUAAUAUAGAGGAAAACCCACAAAGAUUUGUUUGCUCAGAACCGCAUGAGGCAGUCCCUCGAUGUUGCGUUCAGUUGUGGUUUGCUCUUUGGAUUUUUAGUUUUUGCAAUUAAGAAAAAUAAAAGAAGUGGAAGCUGA